Molecule: messenger RNA, 16508 nt
Organism: Gadus morhua (Atlantic cod)
Lineage: Eukaryota; Metazoa; Chordata; Actinopteri; Gadiformes; Gadidae
Product: ryanodine receptor 1
Exons: 107
Coding region: 125-15358 (5077 amino acids)
Biological process (GO): release of sequestered calcium ion into cytosol by sarcoplasmic reticulum; striated muscle contraction; intracellular calcium ion homeostasis
Cellular component (GO): Z disc; sarcolemma; sarcoplasmic reticulum membrane
Molecular function (GO): ryanodine-sensitive calcium-release channel activity; protein binding
Source: RefSeq, a predicted model, not a curated record
ACACACACACACACACAAACGCACACACCAGUACAGGGACAAGGCAGAGGGUGGCUGGCUGAGUAUCAACUGGUGACUUUAUUUUCUAUUUCUCUGUAGGUCAGCUCUCUUAUGUCUUGAAGGGAUGGCUGAAGCGGCUGAAGAGGAAGAAAUUCAGUUUCUGCGCACGGACGACCAGGUAGUGUUGCAGUGCACCGCGUCCAUCCUAAAGGAGCAGAUCAAGUUGUGUUUGUCAUGCGAAGGCUUCGGAAACCGUCUCUGUUUCCUGGAGACCACCUCCAACGCCCAGAAUGUUCCCCCAGACUUGGCCAUCUGCUGCUUCAUAUUGGAGCAGUCGCUGUCUGUACGGGCACUGCAGGAGAUGCUGUCCAACACUUCUCUGGAUGAGGCAGUUGAUUUGGACAAAUGGUCAUCACAGGGAGGGGGUCACCGAACCCUGCUGUAUGGACACGCCAUCCUGCUCAAACACACCCACUCAAGCAUGUACCUGUGCUGUUUGACCACCUCGCGUUCCCUGACCGACAAGCUGGCCUUUGAUGUGGGCCUGCAAGAGGACUCUACAGGGGAGGCGUGCUGGUGGACCAUCCACCCAGCCUCCAAGCAGAGGUCCGAGGGGGAGAAGGUCAGGGUGGGAGACGACCUCAUCCUGGUCAGUGUGUCCUCAGAGAGAUACCUGCACCUCUCCUACGCCAGUGGGGACUUGAUGGUGGACGCCUCCUUCAUGCAGACCCUGUGGACCAUGACGCCCGUCAUGUCCGGCUGUGAGCUAGCUGAAGGGUUCCUGACCGGAGGCUAUGUCCUCCGCCUGUUCCACGGACACAUGGACGAGUGUCUGGCCAUCCCCGCUGCCGACCAGGGAGACGACCAGCGCAGAGUGGCUCAUUACGAGGGCGGCGCCGUCUGCAGCCACGCCCGGUCACUAUGGCGACUAGAGCCGCUUCGCAUCGGGUGGAGCGGGGGUCACAUCAAAUGGGGCCAGUCCUUCCGGAUCCGCCACAUCACCACGGGCCGCUACCUCUGUCUGGACGAGGAGAAGGGCCUGCUGGUGGUCGACCCCGAGAAGGCCAACUCCAAGAUGUCCGCCUUCUGCUUCCGCAUCUCAAAGGAGAAGAUCGAGGUGGCUAAGAAGAGGGACGUGGAGGGCAUGGGCAUCCCGGAGAUCAAGUACGGGGAGUCCAUGUGCUUCGUCCAGCACCUCACCACUGGACUGUGGCUCACGUACGCCGCCGUGGACGCCAAGUCAGCCCGCCUCGGACCCCUGAAGAGAAAGGCCAUCCUCCACAAAGAGGGCCACAUGGACGACGCCCUGACCGUGGCUCGCUCCCAGACCGAGGAGUCACAAGCCGCCAGGAUGAUCUACAGCACCAACGGCCUCUUCAACCAGUUCAUCAAGGGUCUGGACGCUCUGAACGGGAAGAACAAGUCGGGCGGCGCGGGCUCGCUGCCCAUGGACACGGUGGUGCUCGCCCUGCAGGACCUCAUCUUCUACUUCCACCCCCCCGAGGAGGAGCUGGAGCACGAGGAGAAGCAGUCCAAGCUGCGCUCCCUGAAGAACAGACAGAACCUCUUCCAGGAGGAGGGAAUGAUCACUCUGGUUCUGGACUGUGUGGACCGCCUCAACGUCUACAACACGGCUGCACACUUUUCUGAGUUUGCUGGAGAGGAGGCUGCUGAGUCCUGGAAGGAGAUUGUUAAUCUACUGUAUGAACUGCUGGCUUCGUUGAUCAGAGGGAACCGCUCCAACUGUGCUCUUUUCUGUGACAACCUGGACUGGCUGGUCAGCAAGCUGGACCGCCUGGAGGCCUCUUCAGGAAUCCUGGAGGUGCUGUACUGCGUUCUGAUCGAGAGUCCAGAGGUUCUCAACAUCAUCCAAGAGAACCACAUCAAGUCAAUCAUCUCUCUGUUGGACAAACACGGUCGCAAUCACAAGGUGCUGGAUGUGCUGUGCUCUCUCUGUGUGUGUAACGGUGUGGCCGUGAGGUCCAAUCAGAAUCUCAUCACAGAGAAUCUGCUUCCCGGUCGCGACCUCCUCCUACAAACCAACAUCAUCAACUACGCCACAAGCAUGCGUCCCAACAUCUUCCUGGGGACGUGCGAGGGCUCCACCCAAUACAAGAAGUGGUAUUUCGAGGUGAUGGUGGACCACGUGGAGCCCUUCCUGACCGCCCAGCCGGUGCACCUGAGGGUGGGCUGGGCCCUGACGGAGGGCUAUAGCCCUUACCCCGGGGGGGGAGAGGGCUGGGGAAGCAACGGCGUCGGGGACGACCUCUACUCCUACGGCUUCGACGGCCUCCACCUCUGGUCAGGCCGUGUCCCGCGGAACGUGGCCACGCCCGACCAGCACAUUCUGACCGCCGACGACGUGGUCAGCUGCUGUCUGGAUCUGAGCGUGCCCAGUAUCUCCUUCCGCAUCAACGGACACCCGGUGCAGGGAAUGUUCGAGGACUUCAACCUGGACGGACUCUUCUUCCCCGUGGUCAGCUUCUCAGCUGGUGUCAAGGUUCGCUUCCUGCUGGGCGGUCGCCACGGCGACUUCAAAUUCCUCCCGCCCCCGGGCUACGCCCCGUGCUACGAGGCGGUGUUGCCCAGAGACCGACUGCGCAUCGAGCCCAUCAAAGAGUACAAGCAUGACUUCAACGGCGUCCGCAACCUCCUGGGGCCCACCCAGUCGCUGUCCCACACCGCCUUCACCCCCUGUCCCGUGGACACGGUGCAGAUUGUGUUGCCACCUCACCUGGAGCGCAUCCGAGAGAAGCUGGCAGAGAACAGCCACGAGCUGUGGGCGGUGACCCGCAUCGAGCAGGGGUGGACCUUCGCUGAGGUCCGCGAUGACAACAAGAAGCUGCACCCCUGUCUGGUGGACUUCCAGGGUCUCCCAGAACCCGAGAAGAACUACAACCUGGCCAUGUCUGGGGAGACACUCAAGACUCUGCUGGCGCUGGGCUGUCAUGUGGGCAUGGGCGACGAGAAGGCAGAAGAGAACCUGAAGAGGAUCAAACUACCCAAAACGUAUAUUCAGAGUAACGGGUACAAGCCCAUUCCUCUUGACCUGAACCACGUCAAGCUGACCCCCAACCAGAACACUCUGGUGGAGAGGCUGGCGGAGAACGGGCACAACGUGUGGGCCAGGGACCGUGUCCGUCAGGGCUGGACCUACAGCAUUGUACAGGACAUAUACAACAAGCGUAAUCCCCGGCUGGUCCCUUACAACCUGCUGGAUGAGAAAACCAAGAAGACCAACCGGGACACCGUGUGUGCCGCCGUGCGCACGCUGAUCGGCUACGGCUAUAACAUAGAGCCCCCGGACCAGGAGUGCAGUGGGCCCGGGUCUGGCGGUAACCGCGGCGAUAAGGUGAGGGUCUUCCGGGCGGAGAAGUCCUACGGGGUGACCCAGGGGAAGUGGUACUUUGAGUUUGAGGCGGUGACGGUCGGGGAGAUGAGGGUGGGCUGGGCCCGGCCCAGUGUCCGAGCCGACACCGAGCUGGGCGCAGACGAGCUGGCCUACGUCUUCAACGGCUUCAAGGCCCAGCGCUGGCACGUGGGCACCGAGCCGUUUGGGCGCCAGUGGCUGUCUGGUGACGUGGUGGGCUGCAUGAUCGACCUGACGGAGAUGAACAUCAUGUUCACCCUCAACGGGGAGAUGCUGAUCAGCGACUCGGGGUCCGAGAUGGCCUUCAAGGACAUAGAGAUAGGAGAGGGCUUCAUCCCGGUGUGCAGCCUGGGUCUGUCCCAGGUGGGCCGCAUCAACCUGGGGCAGAACGUCAGCAGCCUGCGCUACUUCACCAUCUGCGGCCUGCAGGAGGGCUUCGAACCCUUCGCCAUCAACAUGAAGCGGGACAUCACCAUGUGGUUCAGCAAGAGCCUGCCGCAGUUCAUCCCCGUGCCCACCGACCACCCCCACCUCGAGCUGUCCCGCGUGGACGGCACGGUGGAGAGCGCCCCCUGCCUGAAGCUGACCCACAAGACGUUCGGCUCCCAGAACGCGGCCACGGACCUGCUGUUCCUGCGCCUCAGCAUGCCCGUGGAGUUCCACCAGACCUACAAGGUGCGGGCCGGCACCACGCCCCUGACCCGCACCCUCACCAUCCCCGAGGACCAGGUGCUGGAGAUGGACCCCGACUCGGAGUACGAGCUGCUGAAGAAGUCGGCCACGCGGCACGAGCAGGAGGAGGACAAGAAGGAGGCGUCGGUGCCCAAGGAGACGCCGGCGCUGAAGAACGGGGAGAACGAGAAGGACGCGUCCACCGAGAAGAGCCGCAAGAAAGGGUUCCUGUUCAAGGCCAAGAAGGCGGCGCUCCUCAACCCCCCCCCGGUGGUGCCCACCAUGCCCCGCCUGAUGGAGGACGUGGUGCCGGACGACCGGGACGACGUGGACAUCAUCCUCAACACCACCACGUACUAUUACUCGGUGCGGGUGUUUGCGGGCCAGGAGGUCAGCGGUGUGUGGGUGGGCUGGAUCACCCCCGACUACCACCAACACGACGCCCACUUUGACCUCACCAAGGUCCGCAACGUGACCUUGACGGUCGGGGACGACAAGGGAAAUAUCCAUGACAGUAUAAAGCGCAGUAACUGCUACAUGGUGUGGGGAGGAGAGUUCAGCGGCUCCCAGCAGACCCGGGUCAGCCAGGAGGACUUCAUCAUCGGCUGCCUGAUCGACCUCGACACCGGCCUCAUGAACUUCACCGCAAACGGGAAGGAGAUCAACACCUUCUACCAGGUGGAGCCAAACACCAAACUCUUCCCAGCGGUCUUUGUCCUGCCAUCCAAUCAGAACGUGAUUCAAGUGGAGCUCGGCAAACUCAAGAACAUCAUGCCGAUCUCGGCGGCCAUGUUCCGCAGCGAGCGUAAGAACCCAGUCCCCCAGUGCCCGCCCCGCCUGGACGUCCAGAUGCUGACCCCCGUCAUCUGGAGCCGCAUGCCCAACCACUUCCUGGCCCCGGAGACAGGCCGUGUAAGCGAGAGGCUGGGCUGGAAGGUGGACUGCUCUGAGCCCCUCACCAUGAUGGCCCUGCACAUCCCCGAGGAGAACCGCUGCAUCGACAUCCUGGAGCUGUCGGAGCGCAUGGACCUCCUCAAGUUCCACUACCACACGCUGAAGCUGUACGACUCGGUGUGCGCGCUCGGCAACAACCGCGUGGCCCACGCGCUCUGCAGCCACGUGGACGAGUCGCAGCUCUUCUACGCCAUCGAGAACACCUACCUGCCGGGGCCAAUGCGCAGCGGCUUCUACGACCUGCUCAUCAGCAUGCACCUGGAGUCGGCCAAGAGGAACCGCCUGGGAACCAACAAGGAGUUCAUCGUGCCCAUGACGGACGAGACGCGCACCAUCACGCUGUACUCCGACCAGGACAAAUCCCACGCCCUGCCCGGGGUGGGCCUCAGCACCUGCCUGAGGCCCAAGCUGCACUUCUCGCCCACGGGCUUCGUGGGGACCAACCAGGACAUCUACACCCUGAGCCCCUUCAUCCCGCUCGAGGUGCUGAAGACCAAGGCGCUGAACAUGGUGACGGAGGCGGUGCAGGACGGGGGCCAGGCCAUGCGGGACCCCGUCGGGGGCAGCGUGGAGUUCCACUUCGUGCCCAUCCUCAAGCUGGUCAGCACCCUGCUGAUCAUGGGCGUGUUCGACGACAACGACGUCAAGCACAUCCUCAAGAUGAUCGAGCCCAGCGUGUUCAGCAGCGAGGAGCCGCCACCGCCCGCCGAGACCAAAGCUCCGGAGAACCCCCCCAGGCUGGCCCUCAAAGCCCCGGCCAAGAAGAGAGAGGGGGAGGACGAGGAGGAGGAGGAGUACGCCACGGAGGACGAGGAGUACGAGGAGGACGACGAGGGAGUGGGGGAGGAGGACGAGUACGAAGGAGAGGACGAGAUGGACGAGGUGACGGAGCCCGCCGCCAAGGGGGCGAAGCAAGUGAACGGAGAGAAGGGGGCGGAGGAGACGGAGAAGGAGGGGAAGAACGGAGAGGCGGCCGGCGAGGCCAAGGAAGUGAAGGAACAAGGACUGUUCCAGAUGAAGCUCCCGGAGUCGGUUAAACUGCAGAUGUGCACUCUGCUGCAGUACUUCUGUGACUGCGAGCUGCGCCACAGGGUGGAGGCCAUCAUUGCGUUCUCGGACACGUUUGUCUCCGAGAUACAGUCCAAUCAGAGGCAGCGCUACAACGAGCUCAUGUUGGCCUUCACCAUGUCGGCCGCAGAGACUGCCCGCAAGACGCGGGAGUUCAGGUCCCCGCCACAGGAGCAGGUCAACAUGCUGAUGAACUUCAAGAACUUCACUGAGGACCAGGAUUCCCCUGUGCCAGAGGAAGUCAGAGACUCUCUGCUGGUGUUUCACAUGGACCUUCUGGCACACUGUGGCGUCCACAUCGAUGAGGAGCAGGAGGAGGAGGAGCUGGACUCCUCCGUCCGCGGCCGGCUGCUCCGCCUCCUGGAGAGGGUGCGGAAGUUCCGUGAGAAGAAGGUGGAGGCGGAGCCUGAAGUGGAGGAGGAGAAGAAACCUGGCACCCUGCAGGAGCUGGUGUCCCACACCAUGAUCCACUGGGCCCAGGAGUCCUUCAUCCAGAACCCUGAGCUAGUACGCAUGAUGUUCAGCCUGCUCCACCGGCAGUACGACGGCCUGGGGGAGCUGAUCCGGGCCCUGCCCAAGGCCUACACCAUCAACAUGGUGUCCAUCCAGGACAUCAUGGACCUGCUGGAGUGCCUGGGCCAGAUCCGCUCGCUGCUCAUCGUGCAGAUGGGGCCCGAGGAGGAGAGGCUCAUGAUCCAGAGCAUCGGGAACAUUAUGAGCAAUAAGGUGUUCUACCAGCACCCUAACUUGAUGCGAGCCCUGGGCAUGCACGAGACCGUCAUGGAGGUCAUGGUCAACGUGCUGGGGGGCGGCGACUCAAAGGAGAUCAGGUUUCCCCGGAUGGUGACGAGCUGCUGUCGGUUCCUCUGCUACUUCUGUCGCAUCAGUCGGCAGAACCAGCGCUCCAUGUUCGACCACCUCAACUACCUUCUGCAGAACAGCGGCAUCGGCCUCGGAAUGCGCGGCUCUACCCCCCUGGAUGUGGCGGCCGCCUCCUGUAUUGACAACAAUGAGUUGGCGUUGGCCCUGCAAGAACAGGACCUUGAAAUGGUGGUCAAGUAUUUAGCAGGAUGUGGACUCCAGAGCUGCCCGAUGCUGCUGUCCAAGGGCUAUCCUGACAUCGGCUGGAACCCCUGUGGUGGGGAGAAGUACCUGGACUUCCUCCGCUUCGCCGUGUUUGUCAACGGGGAGAGCGUGGAGGAGAAUGCCAACGUGGUUGUACGGCUGCUGAUCCGUCGUCCUGAGUGCUUCGGGCCAGCCCUGAGAGGGGAGGGCGGCAACGGUCUGCUGGCCGCUAUAGAGGAGGCCAUCAAGAUAUCUGAAGACCCUGCCAGGGACGGACCUACCGUCAAGAAGGACCGACGCUUCCCCAUGUUUGGAGGAGAGGAGCAGCACGAGGAGAACAAGGUCCACCUGGGGAACGCCAUCAUGUCCUUCUACUCUGCCCUCAUUGACCUGCUGGGGCGCUGUGCUCCAGAGAUGCACUUGAUCCAGGCGGGGAAGGGAGAGGCGCUGAGGAUCAGGGCCAUCCUGAGGUCUCUGGUCCCCAUCGAGGACCUGGUGGGGGUCAUCAGCCUGUCUCUGCAGAUCCCCUCCUUUGGAAAAGACAACACCAUCAUCGAGCCCAAGAUGUCGGCCAGCUUCGUGCCGGACCACAAGGCCCCCAUGGUGCUGUUCCUGGACAGAGUGUACGGCAUCGAAAACCAGGACUUCCUGCUCCACGUGCUGGAGGUGGGCUUCCUGCCCGACAUGAGGGCUGCUGCUUCCCUGGACACGGCGGCAUUCUGCACCACCGAGAUGUCCCUGGCUCUGAACCGCUACCUGUGCUCGGCCGUGCUGCCCCUCAUCACCAAGUGUGCGCCUCUGUUCGCCGGCAGCGACCACCGGGCCAUCAUGAUCGACUCCAUGCUGCACACCAUCUACCGGCUGUCCCGCGGCCGGGCCUUCACCAAGGCCCAGAGGGACAUCAUCGAGGAGUGCCUCAUGGCCCUCUGCAAACAUCUUCGUCCCUCUAUGCUCCAGCAUCUGCUCAGACGGCUGGUAUUCGACGUUCCAAUACUCAACGAGUACGCCAAAAUGCCACUGAAGCUCUUGACCAAUCACUAUGAGCGUUGCUGGAAGUACUACUGCCUACCAAACGGCUGGGGCAACUUUGGCGUCGCCUCAGAGGAGGAACUGCAUCUGACCCGCAAGCUGUUCUGGGGGAUCUUUGAGUCCCUUGCACACAAGAAGUUUGAUGCUGAGAUCUUUAAGAUCUCCAUGCCGUGUAUCUGCGCCAUCGCCGGGGCCAUCCCCCCGGACUACGUGGACGCCACCUACUCCUCCAAGACGGAGAAGAAGGCCUCCGUGGACGCAGAGGGGAACUUCGAUCCCAAGCCAGUGGAGACCACCAACACUAUCAUUCCCGAGAGAUUGGAUUUUUUCAUUAACAAAUACGCUGAACACACCCAUGAUAAAUGGGCUUCUGAGAAGAUCCAGAACAACUGGUCGUACGGGGAGGUACUGGAUGAGAAUGCAAAGACACAUCCCAUGCUGAGACCCUACAAGACCUUCUCAGAGAAGGACAAAGAGAUCUACCGCUGGCCAAUCAAAGAGUCCAUCAAAGCCAUGCUGGCGUGGGAGUGGACCAUCGACAAGGCCCGGGAGGAGGAGGAGACGGAGAAAAAGAAGACGGCCUCUAGAAAGAUCUCCCAGACCGCCCAGGCGACGUACGACCCAAGCCACGGCUACAGCCCUCAGCCAAUUGAGAUCUCACACAUGGCUCUGUCCAGGGAUCUGCAGUCGAUGGCAGAACAGCUGGCAGAGAACUACCACAAUACGUGGGGACGCAAGAAAAAGAUGGAGCUAACGUCCAAAGGAGGCGGGACUCAUCCUCUGCUGGUGCCCUAUGACACACUGACGGCCAAGGAGAAGGCCAGAGACAGAGAGAAGGCCCACGAGCUGCUCAAGUUCCUUCAGCUCAACGGCUACGCCGUCACCAGGGGUCUGAAGGACAUGGAGUCGGACAUCUCGUCCAUAGAGAAGAGGUUUGCGUAUGGCUUCCUGCAGAAGCUGCUCAAGUGGAUGGAGAUCGCACAGGAGUUCAUCGCUCAUCUGGAGGCUGUGGUAAGCAGUGGGCGUGUGGAGAAGUCCCCACAUGAACAGGAAAUCAAGUUCUUUGCCAAGAUCCUGUUGCCUCUGAUCAACCAGUACUUCAAGAACCACUGUCUCUACUUCCUGUCUACACCCGCCAAAGUUCUGGGCAGCGGUGGACACUCCUCCAAUAAGGAGAAGGAGAUGAUAGCCAGUAUAUUCUGUAAAAUGGCUGCUCUGGUGAGACAUAGAGUGUCUCUCUUCGGAACUGACGCGCCGGCCAUUGUGAACUGUCUCCACAUCCUGGCACGUUCACUGGACGCAAGGACUGUGAUGAAGUCGGGGCCUGAGAUUGUAAAGGCGGGGUUGCGCUCCUUCUUCGAGGGCGCUGCGGAUGAUAUUGAAAAAAUGGUGGAAAACCUAAAACUGGGAAAAGUAUCAAAGGGCAACCAGCAAGUGAAGGGCGUGUCCCAGAACAUCAACUACACCACCAUCGCCCUGCUCCCUGUGCUGACCUCCCUGUUCGACCACAUCGCUCAGCACCAGUUCGGAGACGACGUCAUGUUGGAUGAUCUGCAGAUGUCCUGCUACCGCAUCAUGUGCUCUAUCUACUCCCUGGGCACCGUCAAGAACCCACACGUUGAGAGGCAGAGGCCCGCUCUGGGGGAGUGUCUGGCUCACCUGGCGGCGGCCAUGCCGGUGGCCUACAUGGAGCCCAACCUCAACGAGUACAACGCCUUCUCCGUCUACACCACCAAGACACCGCGGGAGAGGGCCAUCCUGGGUCUCCCCAGUGAGGUCCAUGAGCUGUGUCCGGACAUCCCCCAGCUGGACUUCCUGCUGAAAGACAUUGGGGAGCUGGCGGAGUCGGGGGCCCGCUACACGGAGAUGCCCCACGUGAUCGAGAUCACCCUGCCCAUGCUGUGCAACUACCUGCCCCGCUGGUGGGAGAGGGGGCUGGAGAACUUCCCCGAGCAGGAGAACCAGCUGUGCACGGAGGUCACCUCGGAGCACCUCAACCAGCUGCUGGGCAGCAUCAUGAAGAUCGUGGUCAACAACCUGGGCAUCGACGAGGCCUCCUGGAUGAAGAGGCUGGCGGUGUUCUCCCAGCCCAUCGUGAGCAGGGCCAAGCCCGAGAUGCUCAAGUCCCACUUCAUCCCAACCAUGGAGAAGCUGAAGAAGCGCACGGGCAAGGUGGUGGCUGAGGAGGACCACCUCCGCAUGGAGGGCAAGUCGGAGGGCGACGAGGAGGACGGCACCAUCCGGGACGAGUUCGCCGUGCUCUGCAGGGACCUGUACGCCCUGUACCCGCUGCUCAUCCGCUACGUGGACAACAACAGGGCCCGCUGGUUGACCUGUCCCGACCCCGACGCAGAGGAGCUGUUCAGGAUGGUUGGAGAGGUCUUCAUAUUCUGGUCCAAGUCUCACAACUUCAAGCGAGAGGAGCAGAACUUUGUGGUGAUGAACGAGAUCAACAACAUGUCGUUCCUCACUGCCGACAGCAAGAGCAAGAUGAGCAAGGGCGGAGACUCAGAGGGAGGGGGAUCGGACGCGGAGCGUACCAAGAAGAAGAAGCGGGGGGACCGCUACUCGGUGCAGACGUCUCUGAUCGUGGCGGCGCUGAAGAAGAUGCUGCCCAUCGGCCUGAACAUGUGCUCCCCGGCCGACCAGGAGCUCAUCAACAUGGCCAAGAUACGAUACUCUCUGAGAGACACGGAUGAGGAGGUCCGAGAGUUUCUGCUCAACAACCUGCACUUCCAGGGAAAGGUGGACAACCCGUCCAUGCGCUGGCAGAUGACGCUGUACAAGGAGAUGGCCGGGAAGGCAGAGGACGCUGACGCCCCCGACAAGGUGGUGAAGAGGGUGCAGGAGGUCUCUGCUGUCCUCUACCAUCUGGAGCUGACGGAGCACCCGCUAAAGUCCAAGAACAUGGUGUGGCACAAGCUGCUGUCCAAGCAGCGGCGCCGGGCCGUGGUGGCCUGCUUCAGGAUGACCCCCCUGUACAACCUCCCAAGGCACAGAGCUUCCAACAUGUUCCUGGAAGGAUACAAGAGGAACUGGAUCCAUACGGAGGGAUACUCCUUUGAAGACCGCAUGAUUGAUGAUCUUUCUAAAGCCAUGGAGCAGGAGGAAGGAGAAGAGGAAGAGGAGAAAGAGGCCAAGCCGGAUCCGCUUCAUCAGCUCAUUCUGCAUUUUAGUCGAACCGCUCUGACAGAAAAGAGUAAACUUGAUACAGAUCACCUCUAUAUGGCAUAUGCCGAUAUCAUGGCAAAGAGCUGCCACCUAGAGGAAGAGGACGAGGAGGAGGAGGAGGAGGAUGUGGGGCAGGAUGAGAUGUCCUUUGAGGAAAAGGAAAUGGAGAAGCAGAGACUGCUGUACCAACAGUCUCGCCUCCACAACCGCGGCGCUGCCGAGAUGGUCCUGCAGAUGAUCAGCGCCUGCAAAGGUGAAACGGGCCCUAUGGUGUCCUCGACCCUAAAGCUGGGCAUCUCAAUCCUCAACGGAGGCAACUGUGAGGUCCAGCAGAAAAUGCUGGAGUAUUUGAGGGAUAAAAAGGAUGUAGGAUUCUUCCUGAGCGUCCAGGCACUGAUGCAAACGUGCAGUGUCCUGGAUCUGAACGCCUUUGAGAGGCAGAACAAGGCAGAGGGUCUUGGCAUGGUCUCAGAGGAAGGAACGAAGAAGAGAGAACAGGGUGAGAAAGUCAUGGCGGACGAUGAGUUCACAUGUGAUCUCUUCCGCUUCCUGCAGCUGCUGUGUGAAGGACACAAUAACGAUUUCCAGAACUACUUGCGUACGCAGACAGGAAGCACCACCACCAUCAACAUCAUCAUCUGCACCGUGGAUUACCUACUGCGCUUACAGGAGUCCAUCAGCGACUUCUAUUGGUACUACUCUGGCAAGGAGAUCAUCGAUGAGCCGGGCAAGAAGAACUUCUCCAAAGCCAUGAUAGUGGCCAAGCAGAUCUUCAACAGUCUCACUGAGUACAUCCAGGGUCCGUGCACGGGGAACCAGCAGUCCCUGGCACACAGCCGGCUCUGGGACGCCGUGGUGGGCUUCCUGCACGUCUUUGCCCACAUGAUGAUGAAGUUGGCGCAGGACUCCAGUCAGAUCGGCUUACUGAAGGAGCUCCUGGAUCUUCAGAAAGAUAUGGUCGUCAUGCUGCUUUCCUUGUUAGAAGGAAACAUCGUGAACGGCAUGAUUGCCCGCCAGAUGGUGGACAUGCUGGUGGAGUCCUCCAGCAACGUGGAGAUCAUCCUCAAGUUCUUCGACAUGUUCCUCAAGCUGAAGGACAUCGUGGCAUCGGACGCCUUCCGCGACUACGUCACCGACCCGCGCGGCCUCAUCUCCAAGAAGGACUUCCAGAAGUCCAUGGACAGCCAGAAGCAGUACGCGCCCUCCGAGAUCCAGUUCCUGCUGUCCUGCUCGGAAGCCGACGAGAACGACAUGAUCAACUACGACGAGUUCGCCAACCGCUUCCAGGAGCCCGCCAAGGACAUCGGCUUCAACAUCGCCGUGCUGCUCACCAACCUGUCGGAGCACGUGCCGCACGACGCGCGGCUCAAGAACUUCCUGGCGCAGGCCGAGAGCGUCCUCAACUACUUCCGGCCCUUCCUCGGCCGCAUCGAGAUCAUGGGCGCCAGCCGCAAGAUCGAGCGCAUCUACUUUGAGAUCAGCGAGGUGAACCGCAAGCAGUGGGAGAUGCCGCAGGUCCGGGAGUCCAAGCGGCAGUUCAUCUUCGACGUGGUGAACGAGGGCGGUGAGUCGGAGAAGAUGGAGAUGUUUGUGAACUUCUGCGAGGACACCAUCUUUGAGAUGAACAUCGCCUCGCAGAUCUCGGAGCAGGAGGAGGAGGAGAAGGGGGAGGACGACGACGAGGAGGUACCCGAGGGGGCCGUGGACGGGGCGGCGACGGCGGCCGGGGAAGGGGGCGGCGGAGGGGGCGACGAGGAGCUCACCGGAGAGGAGGCGCCGCCCGAGUCGAGCUCGGCCUUCGGCGACUUCAUCAACAGCGUGCUGGGCUUCCUGGCCAUCUUCACCUUCCGCAACCUGCGGCGGCAGUACCGCCGCGUGCGGAGGAUGACGGUGAAGGAGAUCGUGGUGGCCCUGACCGUGUUCUUCUGGACCGUCCUGGUCAGCAUCCUGCACUUCAUCUACAGCGUGUGCAAGGGCUUCUUCAUGCUCAUCUGGCACGCGCUGUUCGGCGGCGGCCUGGUGGAGGGCGCCAAGAACAUCACCGUGACGGAGAUCCUGGCCAGCAUGCCGGACCCCACCCAGGACGACGUGCACGCCGACCUGCCCGGGGAGCCGGGGGGCGGGGAGGUGCAGGACGCGGGCGGGCUGACGGACACGGGGGACGCGGGCACCGGGGACGAGGAGGAGGACGACUCGGGGGACAUGGAGGGGGGCAGGGUGGCGGGUGCGGACGCCCCGGGCGGGCUGGGCGACAUGGGGGUGGAGGCGGCCGUGGAUCCGCCCACACCGGAGGGGACCCCCAUCACCAGGAGGAAGAAGGCCCCAGCGGAGGCUGACGCCGGGCCGGUUCUCCCCGAGCCCCCAGCACCCGUCCCGGAGCCCGAGAAAGCAGAUGUUGAAAAUGGAGAGAAGGCAGAACCCAGAGAGGAGGAGAAACGCCCGCGACCGAAGAAGGCGGUGGCCAAGAAGGAGAAGCCCAGGAGAGAGGGCGGCUUCCAGAUCUGGACGGAGCUGGACAACCAGAGGAACAAGUUCAUGAAUUACCUCUCCAGGAACUUCUACAACCUCCGCUUCCUAGCGCUGUUCCUGGCCUUCGCGCUGAACUUCAUUCUGCUGUUCUACAAAGUGUCCGACGGCCCUCUAGGCGCCGAGGACGAGAUGGAAGCUUCCGGAAUGUUCGAGGGCAGCGCCAUGUUGGAGGGUUCCGGUCUGUUUGAAGGUUCCGGGGAGGAGGUGGAGGGGUCCGGGAUGGGCGAGGGAGCGGAGGAAGAGGAGGAGGAGGAGCCGGGGCCGGUGUACUUCUUCCUGGAGGAGAGCACCGGGUACAUGCAGCCCACCAUGUCCUUCCUGUCCGUGCUGCACACCGUCAUCUCCUUCAUCUGCAUCAUCGGCUACAACUGCCUCAAGAUCCCCCUGGUGAUCUUCAAGCGGGAGAAGGAGCUGGCCAGGAAGCUGGAGUUUGACGGAAUGUACAUCACAGAGCAGCCUGAGGACGACGACAUCAAGGGCCAGUGGGACCGCCUGGUCCUCAACACGCCCUCUUUUCCAAACAACUACUGGGACAAGUUUGUCAAGAGAAAGGUCCUGGAUAAGUACGGGGACAUCUACGGCCGGGAGCGCAUCGCCGAGCUGCUGGGGGUGGACCUGGCCUCGCUGGACGUCAGCAAGGAGCACGAGAAGAAGACUGAGGAGCCCGACAACUCCAUGUUCACCUGGGCUACCCAGUCCGACCUCAAGUACCAGAUCUGGAAGUUUGGGGUUAUUUUUACCGAUGGUACCUUCCUUUACCUGUGCUGGUACCUCAUCAUGUCCCUGCUGGGACACUACAACAACUUCUUCUUCGCCUGCCACCUGCUGGACAUCGCCAUGGGCGUCAAGACACUGCGCACCAUCCUGUCCUCCGUCACCCACAACGGCAAACAGCUCAUGAUGACGGUGGGUCUCCUGGCCGUGGUGGUCUACCUCUACACCGUGGUGGCCUUCAACUUCUUCAGGAAGUUCUACAACAAAGGGGAGGAAGGGGAGGAGCCCAACAUGAAGUGUGACGACAUGAUGACCUGCUACCUGUUCCACAUGUACGUGGGCGUGCGAGCGGGCGGUGGUAUCGGGGAUGAGAUCGAGGACCCAGCGGGGGACGACUACGAGAUUUACCGGGUGGUCUUCGACAUCACCUUCUUCUUCUUCGUCAUCGUCAUCCUGCUCGCCAUCAUCCAAGGUCUGAUCAUCGACGCGUUUGGAGAACUCAGGGAUCAACAAGAGCAGGUUAAAGAAGACAUGGAGACCAAGUGCUUCAUCUGCGGCAUCGGCAGCGACUACUUCGACACGACGCCGCACGGCUUCGAGACGCACACCUUUGACGAGCACAACCUGGCCAACUACAUGUUCUUCCUCAUGUACCUCAUCAACAAAGACGAGACGGAGCACACUGGCCAGGAGUCGUAUGUGUGGAAGAUGUACCAGGAGCGAAGCUGGGACUUCUACCCUGCUGGGGACUGCUUCAGGAAGCAGUAUGAGGACCUGCUCUCCUAGUGACCGCCACAACCACCAGAUCCCUUUACCAACCGCUGCCUCAGCAGGAAGACUCCGCUGCUGUGCGGGAACGAUCGGAUCCAGAUUCAUACGCAACUACUAGUAGUUAUGCAGGAGGGUGUGUAGUUAUACACAGCUACCCGUUGUUACAUAUAUACCAGUACCUGUUAUAGCGGUUAUGCAGAUGACCGCGUGGUGAUGUAUUGGCUGGCAAAACACUGGUUAUCAACAAAGCACCUCGACCGAUCUCCUCUGGCGGCCAACUGUAUCCGUGCUUCGCAUCGUGAUGCGCUUACAAAAGGCUCACAAUCUUUACUGUCCAGUGGGUAAAUUAAAUCUUUACAAUCACUUGACCUGCGAGACCUCUCCUUACAAACACUGCUUGUUCUGGGUGUCAUGAUACUCAGCCUCCCCCCAGUUGGAAGCUGCGUCGUUCAAGUCUGUUUUAUAAAGAAUACUAUGGCUGUGUUAUAAAGUUUUAAAUCUUUGUACAAUCUGUAAAGGGGGAAAUCUCCUAAAUGAGUAGCAACAUGAUGUUACAGUGUAGCUCAGUUACAGUACCAUGUUCGCUUCUUGUUCUCCAAUGCAACAAACAUUUCUAUUGUCAAUCCAAAACACAUGCAGUAAUCAUGUUGUAAUUGUAAUUUUCCUUCUACCAAGUGAUCCAGCUGUAGGAGUCAAAUGUUUGAUUUUAAUUUAUUUCAUUUUAUUUAGUCUGUGUUCAUUGCUAUUUAUUGUGAAGGCAUAAAAUAUAUCUUUGUCUUGAUUAAAAUGUGAUUAAAGUUAAAUAAAUCAAAAUUGGAACAAAGAGCCUUUAUUCCUUUAAUAGUGACGCACGGUAUGCUUCUGUUUAUUUCAAAACAUUUCUUUGCCUGAAGAUUUUUCAAGAAAGGAUUGAUUCGUUCCAAACAUGUGCGUCCAAACAUGUGCGUGCGCGCAUGCAUGUGUGUGCACGUGUCUGUGUUUCUGUGUGCAAGUGAUGAGUAAGACAUCACAACAUAAGAGUUAUUUUCUUUGUAUACCAGAUAAUGCUAUAUUGUAAACUGGAUGAAGCCAGAUUUCAAGGAUAACCUCUUGUGUUCUGAUGCGUUUAACCUGAGAGCCGUUUUGCAUAACCAAUACCACCAAUAAAUAUGUUUUCUUUGGUGAA